Molecule: messenger RNA, 2442 nt
Organism: Varanus komodoensis (Komodo dragon)
Lineage: Eukaryota; Metazoa; Chordata; Lepidosauria; Squamata; Varanidae
Product: vomeronasal type-2 receptor 26-like
Exons: 5
Coding region: 1-2442 (813 amino acids)
Biological process (GO): G protein-coupled receptor signaling pathway
Cellular component (GO): membrane
Molecular function (GO): G protein-coupled receptor activity
Source: RefSeq, a predicted model, not a curated record
AUGGCAUCUUUUAUAAAUUACUGUCCCCGCAGCAUCAGGUUCAUCAAACACCCUUCUAAGGAGAAGUUUAACAAACCAUGGGUGAUGACUAAGUUCUACCAACACAUUCUGGCUUUUGUAUUUGCCAUUGACAAGGUCAAUGAGGACCCCAGCAUCUUGCCCAACAUCACCCUCGGCUUCCACAUUCGGGAAAGCUACACUGAUGCAAGGAUGACCUAUCGCACCACUUUAGAUUUGCUUUUCAACUCAAAUAAGUUUGUGCCUAAUUAUCUGUGUGGCAUUGAAAAAAAUGUUGUAGGUGUGAUUGGUGCACUGAGCUUUGAAACCUCCUCCUGCAUGGCAGACAUCCUAGGACUUUACAAGAUUCCACAGCUUUCAUAUGGCUCAUUCAAACCCAUGCAUGAACUGAACAAUCAAUACUCCUUUUACCGCAUGGUCCCAAAUGAAGCCCUUCAGUACCAAGGACUGGUCCAGUUACUUCUCCAUUUUCAGUGGAUAUGGAUUGGGCUCAUGGCUACAGAUGAUGAUGGUGGAGACCAGUUCUUGAGAACCAUGGAGCCAUUGCUUUUGAAGAACAGGAUCUGUUCAAAUUUCACAUUAAGGUUUCAAAAAGCAUUGCAUAUAAAUGAUGCCAUACAAGAAAUGAUUCAAGCUUUAUUGCAUAAUGUGGAAGAUGUAAUGAGGAGCAAAGCCAAUGCCAUUGUAAUCCAUGGAGAAGCUCCAGCCAUUACAUCAUUGGAAAUGCUUUUAUUUGCAAGCACAUUGGUCCAGCAAAUAUUUCCUCAGUAUAAGGGGAGGUUUGCCUCAGCAAGAGUGUGGAUAACAACAGCACAAAUUGAUUUCUAUGUAAAUCGUUUAGUAAUUCAUAGUGGAUUUGACAUGCAAAUGCUCCAUGGUGCCCUCUCCUUUACCAUUCCUACCAAGGAACCUGAAGGUUUUCAGGAAUUCCUUCAGCUUGUCCAUCCUUCCUGGGACAAUGAAGAUGGCUUUGUUAAUGAUUUUUGGGAAUAUGCAUUUGCUUGCUCAUCUUCACAUGUCAUUUUCAGAUUCCGAGGAGGAUGUGCAGGAAACGAGAGGCUGGACAUCCUUCCUCAGUCUAUUUUUGAAUUGAGCAUGACUGGCCACAGCUACAGUGUUUACAAUGCUGUCAAUGCUAUUGCUCAUGCCUUACACAACUUGUACUCACCUCCACCAAAACACAGAAGAAUAGCGAGUGGAAGAAGACAGACUUCUCAGUGUGUUCGUUCCUGGCAGCUGCACUCAUUUAUUCAGAAGAUCUCAUUCAACAACAGUGCAGGAGAGGAAAUUAUGUUUAACAAACAUGGAGAGUUCAAAGGAGGCUUUGAUAUAACCAACUUGAUAACCUUCCCUAAUCAGUCCUAUGUCAGGGUCAAAGUGGGAAGGGUGGACCAUGAUGUUCCUCUACGCAAAGGAUUCACCAUUCAUGAGGACAAAAUUCAUUGGCACAGACAAUUGGAGCAGGUGUGGAAACAACCAAUAGUGUUUCUUGCACAAGUCAUCCUUCAGCUGAUAUUCAAGGAUAUGGAAACCUGUGUCCAUUGCUCAGGCCAUCAAUAUCCAAACAAAUUCAAGAAUCAAUGCAUUCCAAAGAAACCAAACUUCUUAGCUUUUGAAGACAGCUUGUCCAUCAUUUCCACUUCUUCUGUUCUUUUAUUGUCUCUGAUCACCAUGCUGGUCCUAGGACUCUUUAUCUGGCAGAGGGACACUGCCAUUGUCAAGGCGAACAACAAAACCCUCACCUACAUUCUCCUCAUCUGCCUUCUCUUCUGUUUCCUCUGUCCUUUCCUCUUUAUGGGAAGACCCAAUAGGGUGUCCUGUCUUCUUCGACAAACUGCUUUUGGUGUGGUCUUUUCUGUGUGCCUCUCCACAAUCCUGGCAAAAACCAUUUCGGUGGUUCUGGCCUUCAUGGCAACCAAACCAGGAUCCCAGAUGAGAAAGUGGGUGGGAAAAAGACUGGCCUAUGCCAUUGUCUUCUCCUGCUCCAAUAUUCAAGCAGGCAUCUGUGCUCUGUGGCUGGCAAAUUCUCCCCCAUUCCCAGAUUCAGACAUGCACUCCAUGUCUACUGAAAUCAUCCUGCUAUGCAAUGAGGGUUCCAUCCUCAUGUUCUAUUGUGUCUUGGGAUACAUGGGUUUCCUGGCUGCUGUCAGUUUUACAGUGGCCUUCCUGGCCAGGAAGUUGCCAGACAGCUUCAAUGAGGCCAAGUUCAUCACCUUCAGCAUGCUGGUCUUCUGCAGUGUGUGGUUGUCCUUUGUCCCAACAUACCUCAGCACCCAAGGAAAGUACAUGGUGGCUGUGGAGAUCUUCUCCAUGUUGACCUCCAGUGCUGGCUUACUGUGCUGCAUCUUUUUCCCUAAAUGCUACAUCAUUGUUUUCAGAUCAGACAUGAACAACAGGGAGCAGUUAAUGAGAAGAAAGAAGUAA